This is a messenger RNA of Rangifer tarandus platyrhynchus (Svalbard reindeer), 729 nucleotides long. Lineage: Eukaryota; Metazoa; Chordata; Mammalia; Artiodactyla; Cervidae. The record is from the annotation of a GenBank genome assembly.
AUGCCUGGCCCUUGGUUUCUGUUAGCCGUGGCUUUGACCUUGACCCUGAUGGGUGUCCCCGGAGGCCGUGCACAGCCGGAUGUGGCCCAGCAGGAGGCGAACCUGUCUGAGCAACAGGGCCUGGAAGACCUCCUGCGGCAGGCGGAGCGCCUCCUCCUCCUCCGGGAAGACCUCCAGCAACUACGAGACCAGGAUGACAGCGGAUCCGAGUCCCAGAUCUUUCAACCCGAUUGGUUCUCCAAGCGUCAGCAUCCUGGCAAAAGGGAGGAGGAGGCAGACGAGGGAGUGGAAGGAGGAGCGGAAGAAGGAGGGGCCGCGGGACUCCGCAAACGGCAGCACCCCGGCCGGAGGGACGAUGUGGCGGCUUGGGCGGUGGACGCGCGUCAGCAGAAGCGGCAGCAUCCCGGCCGGCGCGCCUCCUGGCUUGGGCACGCUGUCGCCAAGAGGCAGCACCCAGGCAGACGACUGGUGGACUCCAAGGCCCAAAGGAGCUGGGAGGAGGCAGGGGAGGACGGAGACGAGGACGAGGAUGGACAGCUGUUGCCCGAGAAACGCCAGCAUCCCGGAAAGAGGGCCCUGGGGAGCCCGUGCGGACCCCGGGGACCCUGCGGCCAAGCCAGCCUUCUGCUGGGUCUCCUCGAUGACCUGAGCCGGGGGCAGGGGGCUGAAGAGAAGCGGCAGCACCCUGGGCGGCGGGCAGCCUGGGCUGGUGAGCCCCUGGAGGAGUGA